AUGUUCGCCGUCCCAGGAUGGUCCGUCUCGAGCUCUGCGCUCACGCAGCAGACCGAGGCGUCGCAGUCCAAAGAUCAGUCCCAAGGCAAAGAUGCCUCGACGCCCAAUGCGAAGAACAACAACAAGCGCAAGCGCGGUAAUGACCGUGUGACCUCUGGCAAUGUUGACGAAAUGUAUCGGAGGCACAUCGAGGGCCACUCCGGACCCAAGCCCGGAAAGCGUGCCGGUGCCGGUGCUGGUGCUGGUGCUGCGGCCGCAGACAGUUCGUUGAAGCCAUGGGAGAAGAAGAAGCUGCAGAAAGAGAAGCAGGCAUCUGCGCUAGAAUCCACGAACGUCACGAACGACGCCCCGAAGACCGACGAUGCUGGGCCGGGCCAAGAAGACGGGAAACCAUCGAAGAAGCAGAAAAGGAACAGGAAGAACAAGGACAAGGACAACCAGGAAGACAAGACCCAGGAGAAGGAUGCGGCCUCUCCUUCAUCCGCUGAAGCUUUUGCUGCUAUGAAAUCACUCGCUCCACCCAUGCCAGCAGCAUCCGCGACCCUUACACCGCUCCAGCAGGCAAUGCGCCAGAAGUUGAUCUCGUCUCGAUUCCGUCAUCUGAACGAAACCCUGUAUACCACCGACUCCUCCAAAGCGGUGGAGCUGUUCAACGCAAACCCCGAGCUCUUCGAUGAAUAUCACGCUGGUUUCGCACGCCAGGUGAAGGAAUCGUGGCCCUCCAACCCGGUCGAUGGCUACAUCCAAACCGUCCGACGCCGUGGAGCUGUCCCCAUGCCGAGGAAAGGCCAGAAGCCCGCCCCGAACAAGCCUCUACCUCUUCCCCGCCGACCCAAUGGCGCAUGCACCAUAGCUGAUUUGGGCUGCGGUGACGCCGGACUAGCGCGCGCCUUGACCCCGUCGGCGAAGAAGUUGAACCUGAAGCUCAACAGCUAUGAUCUCCAGGCACCGGAUGCUCUUAUCACCAAAGCUGAUAUCUCUAACCUUCCGGUGGAAGACGGCUCCGUGGACGUGGCCAUCUUCUGUCUCAGUCUGAUGGGAACGAACUGGGUGUCCUUCGUGGAGGAGGCAUGGCGUGUGCUGCGUGGUGACGGCAAGGGCGAGUGCUGGGUGAGUGAGGUCAAGAGUCGAUUCGGCAAAGUGAAUCGCAAGAAGUCGCAGAUCGGAGCCCAGAAGCCCCUCAGCAAGACCGAGCAGAAGAAGCAAAAGAAGAAGAGUGGCAAGGGCGGCGACGCUGAUUCUGAUGUGGACGAGGCAGAUAUCUUUGCUGAGGAUGCCCGGCCGGCUGACAACGACGAGACGGAUAUCUCGGCGUUUGUGGAGGUCUUUAAGACCCGUGGCUUCGUGCUUAAGCAGGAGUCAUUGGACAAAUCUAACAAGAUGUUUGUGAAGAUGGAGUUUGUAAAGGCUGGCUGGACACCGACCAAGGGCAAGCAUGCUUCUGCUGCCCCGGCCCCGGGUGUGAAGGGUGGCAAGAAGCGCUUUGUCGAGAAGAAGACUGACGCUGAUACUGGAAUGUCGGCCGAGCAAGAGGCUCAGGUACUGAAGCCUUGUGUGUACAAGAUUCGGUAG
Messenger RNA from Penicillium cinerascens, 1572 nucleotides. RefSeq names its product 25S rRNA (adenine645-N1)-methyltransferase. Lineage: Eukaryota; Fungi; Ascomycota; Eurotiomycetes; Eurotiales; Aspergillaceae. Gene Ontology annotation, cellular component: nucleolus. Gene Ontology annotation, biological process: ribosomal large subunit biogenesis; rRNA methylation. The record is from RefSeq and is a predicted model, not a curated record. Gene Ontology annotation, molecular function: rRNA (adenine) methyltransferase activity. The coding region runs from base 1 to 1572 and encodes 523 amino acids. The transcript has a single exon.